UACAAAUUUUUUAUGCAAUGAAAGUAUGUGCAAAAAUAAAUAGGAGCAUUAUUCAAUAUGUGACAAAAACGAAAGAGAUUUUAAAUGUAAAAUUUCAAGCUAUCAGCGUAAUAUUUAUCUAAUCCAAAAGUUCCGUAACUUGUACAUACCAAAAAGUGUUGGACACACAAAAUUAACAGAAAAUUUUUAAAGAACAUUGCUGUAUUCCUGUUUGCAUCUGAAUUCAGGAACUUAAGAAUAUCAGAAAAGUUUCUAUACAUAUACGAGAUAUACGUAUAUACGUGAUUAGAUUUUCUGCUGAAUGGUGAAAAAAAACAAUAUUUAUGUAAGUUCUGUAUGUAUAAAAAAAUACAAGAAGGAUAGCGUGAUUGUGUUAGUGACAUUUGCGUUAUCGACAUUUUUCGAAUCCAGCAUCCCCUUAAACAAGUGAUAGUAUUUUAAUAUGUUACUUACAAUAUUUAUAUUUUUAAAGUAGCAAUUAAUAUAACGUGUUUUAUAAUGUUAUCUUUAUUGCACUUGUUAUUGCAAAAUUCUUAAUAUCCUGUUUUAUAUAAACCUCUUUUUGUUUUACAAAAUUUCAUAGCUUAUCUAUCAAAGUAUAUAUUUUCCUGAAAUUCCUGAUACACAAUUGUAAUGUGUGUAAGGAUAUUAAUAUGAAUGAUAUAUGAGAGCAUAUUAUAUUGUAAAUGUAGUAAAUUACACUAGAAUACUCUGAAAAUAAAUAAAAAGGAAAUGUAAAUAUCGUUGAAAAGACGAGAAAUUGUAGAUGCAGAAUAAAUGAUAAUCUGCAAAAUGGUUUGGUGCUCUUAUUUACAGAAACGCGUGUGUUUGUUUCAAGCGAGAAUAUUAUACGUCUAAAGACGUAUCGUUAUUAUUAAUACUUCAUACUGAACUUAGCCGAAGAUUUUCUACUCGAUAUUUCCAUGUAUUCAUAAUCACGCGACGAAAAUAUGAUAUGCGAGUAUUACUUAUAUUAAUAUUAAUAUAUAGUAUUGUCUUCGAUUGUGCGAUUUAUGAGGUUGCAAGAUCUCCGAAAUCCUGUAUAGUUGGAGUAUUUGCAAAUAGUAGGCCAAAAAAUUAUAUAAUUGUAUCAGCAACUGAUCUGGCCAAUGAGUCCCAAAGGUAAAAUCGUUAGGUUAUAUGUUUCUGAAUUUUAUUCAUUAUGACAUACGUAAAAUAUUAUUGUAACGUGUACGUUUUUUCAUGACGCGAUAUAAACGUUAAUUCUAACAGUAGGCAAAGCAGACAAAAUUGUCGAAGUUUGUUUAUUUAUUGCUAUUUAUGAAAAAAUUUGUUAGUCCGUUACAAUAACAUUUUGAUGAGAACGUAAAUCAAAUCGAUACUUGUCGACGCGAUCUAUGCAUUAAUCCAAUGUAUUUUAAUAGUAACGAAAGAAGUAAUUAUUCGGACAUUCACUUGCUGCCAUGUUACUGUUCUAUUCAACGAUUUGUGACGAACAAAUUACAGGUAAUAAAAGAGAAAUUGACGCCGCAACAAUGUUGUUGUAAAAAUGCAAGGAGGAAUUUACACCCGCGCUUUCGCACGAGCAUCGAUACGAUUUAUCGGCGAAAGUUGCUCAGUCACAAGCACAAACGUCCUAUGAGACGACGUAAAUCUAACAGUAUGCAUCGAAAAACCAUCGCAGCGGAAUUAAAGGAGAGAAGACGCAAUGUUGCCGCAGCAAAAAAAACGGCAUCGAUGAGCGAUAAAAAUACAAAUCUUAGUACAUGGGACGAUUGGAAUAAUUGGAGUGCAUGCAGCGUGACUUGCGGGCAAGGACGCCAAGUCCGUUGGCGACAUUGCUUGUCUGAAAAUUGCAGUGAAGGUCUCAAGAAAGCGCAGAUGAGAAGCUGCCGUAUUAAAGAUUGCGAAACGAAAGGUCUCCUCGGCUGGCUCGGAAUCAAAUCAUGACCGGCGAUAUUUACCAGCGCGAUUCGUAAACGCAUCUUCAAUUAUGUCUCCACUUACAAAUUUCAGGCUUAUACUUCGGCAUUGUUGUACUAAAUCAAAGCGGAAUUGGUGUUUUAAAUUCUUAAGUGUCUUAUUUGCAAAGCAGAAUUAAGAUAUGCGUAUUGUUAUACUUAAUAUACAUUUAAUUUACAUUUGAGAAUAUUAAAUAUUAUGAAUGAAAUAUUAUAAAUGAAGUAUUAUUAUAA
Messenger RNA from Odontomachus brunneus, 2156 nucleotides. Its product is annotated as A disintegrin and metalloproteinase with thrombospondin motifs adt-2. The record is from RefSeq and is a predicted model, not a curated record. NCBI's taxonomy places the organism in Eukaryota, Metazoa, Arthropoda, Insecta, Hymenoptera, Formicidae. The coding region runs from base 1372 to 1911 and encodes 179 amino acids. The transcript is spliced from 3 exons.